Messenger RNA from Nannospalax galili (Upper Galilee mountains blind mole rat), 2799 nucleotides. It is a transcript of the gene Abcd1, whose product is annotated as ATP binding cassette subfamily D member 1. The coding region runs from base 411 to 2657 and encodes 748 amino acids. The transcript has 10 exons. Gene Ontology annotation, cellular component: peroxisomal membrane; peroxisome. Gene Ontology annotation, molecular function: ABC-type transporter activity; long-chain fatty acid transmembrane transporter activity; ATP hydrolysis activity. Gene Ontology annotation, biological process: long-chain fatty acid import into peroxisome; fatty acid beta-oxidation; very long-chain fatty acid catabolic process. Lineage: Eukaryota; Metazoa; Chordata; Mammalia; Rodentia; Spalacidae. The record is from RefSeq and is a predicted model, not a curated record.
AAGUCACAGAAGCUUUGGCCGGGCGGCGAAGCAGACAGACGCGCCAGGCGCCCCGGGGAGGGGCGUCACCAGGGGCGGAGGAGGAGCUGGAAGAGGAGGUGGAGGAGGCCCUCUCGGCCGAGACCUCUCAGAGGCUCUGACCUCAGGGGCUAAGAGAUUAUCUGAUCGCAAGAGGGAAGCCAGGUUCCUCCACCUGGCCUGCCUGAAGAGGCCACGACCCUGGAGGAUCCUAAACCCACAGAGCCAGGGGCCCCAGCACCAUCCCGGGGGCCUAAAGCAACAGUCCCAAGGACCACUGCACGGCCUAGACAACAAGCCCUGGGUCAGAACAACAGCCCUUCCAGCAUCUGCCUCGACAGCAGCCUCAGGCACCAGUCCCAACCCCCAGCCUGCCUGCCAGUCCAGGUGACAUGCCGGUGCUGUCCACGCCACGGUCCUCGCGGGUGAUCACGCUGAAGCGUACAGCUGUGGUCCUGGCCCUCACAGCCUAUGGACUCCAGAAAAUCUACCCUCUUGUGAGGCAAUGCCUGACUCCUGCCAGGGGCGCCCAGAUGCCAGCUGGGGAGCCCACGCAACAAGCUUCUGGGGCCACGGCAGCCAAGACUGGCAUGAACCGGGUAUUCCUGCAGCGACUCCUGGUGCUCCUGAGGUUGCUGUUCCCCAGAGUCCUGUGCCGGGAGACCGGGCUGCUGGCGCUGCACUCUGCGGCCCUGGUAAGCCGAACUUUCCUGUCCGUGUAUGUGGCCCGCCUGGACGGCAGGCUGGCCCGCUGCAUCGUGCGGAAGGACCCCCGGGCCUUUAGCUGGCGGCUACUGCAGUGGCUCCUCAUCGCCCUUCCUGCCACCUUCAUCAACAGUGCCAUCCGCUACCUGGAGGGCCAGCUGGCUCUGGCCUUCCGCAGCCGUCUGGUGGCCCAUGCCUACAGCCUCUACUUCUCGCAGCAAACCUACUACCGAGUGAGCAACAUGGACGGGCGGCUACGCAACCCUGACCAGUCUCUGACAGAGGAUGUGGUAGCUUUUGCCGCCUCAGUAGCCCACCUCUAUUCGAACCUGACCAAGCCACUCCUGGACGUGGCGGUGACCUCCUACACCCUCCUUCGAGCCGCCCGUUCCCGCGGAGCUGGCACAGCCUGGCCCUCAGCUAUCGCUGGCCUCGUGGUGUUCCUUACAGCCAACGUGCUGCGGGCUUCCUCUCCCAAGUUUGGGGAGCUGGUGGCCGAGGAGGCCCGACGGAAGGGGGAGCUGCGCUACAUGCACUCUCGCGUGGUGGCCAACUCAGAAGAGAUCGCCUUCUAUGGGGGCCAUGAGGUGGAGUUGGCGCUGCUCCAGCACUCCUAUCGGGACCUGGCUUCACAGAUCAACCUCAUCCUCCUGGAACGCCUGUGGUAUAUCAUGUUGGAGCAGUUCCUUAUGAAGUACGUGUGGAGUGCCUCCGGCCUGCUUAUGGUGGCCGUCCCCAUCAUCACGGCCACUGGCUACUCAGAGUCAGACUCAGAAGCCAUGAAGAAAGCAGCCUUGGAGAUGAAAGAGGAAGAGCUGGUGAGUGAGCGCACAGAAGCCUUCACCAUUGCCCGAAACCUCCUCACAGCUGCUGCAGAUGCCACUGAGAGGAUCAUGUCAUCCUACAAGGAGGUGACAGAGCUGGCUGGCUACACAGCCCGGGUAUAUGAGAUGUUCCAGGUAUUCGAAGAUGUUCAACACUGUCGUUUCAAGCGGCCAGGGGAUCCAGAGGAGGCUCAUGCUGCAUCUGGGGUCAUGGUACGGUCUGGUGUCCGUAUAGAGGGGCCCCUGAAGAUCCAAGGCCAGGUGGUGGACGUGGAACACGGGAUCAUCUGUGAGAACAUCCCCAUCAUCACACCCACAGGAGAGGUGGUAGUGGCCAGCCUCAACAUCAGGGUGGAAGAGGGCAUGCACCUGCUCAUCACAGGCCCCAAUGGCUGUGGCAAGAGCUCUCUAUUCCGGAUCCUGGGUGGACUCUGGCCCACAUACGGCGGUGUACUCUAUAAACCCCCCCCACAGCGCAUGUUCUACAUCCCGCAGAGGCCCUACAUGUCUGUGGGCUCCUUGCGAGACCAGGUGAUCUAUCCUGAUUCUGUGGAGGACAUGCGGAGGAAGGGCUGCUCAGAGCAGCAGCUGGAAGCCAUUCUGGACAUCGUGCAUCUCCACCACAUCCUGCAGCGGGAAGGAGGUAGGGGUGGGGCAUCAAGCACAGGUUGGGAGGCCGUGUGUGACUGGAAAGAUGUCUUGUCUGGGGGUGAGAAGCAAAGGAUUGGCAUGGCCCGCAUGUUCUACCACAGGCCCAAGUAUGCCCUCCUGGAUGAGUGUACCAGUGCAGUGAGCAUUGAUGUAGAAGGCAAGAUCUUCCAAGCAGCCAAAGACGCUGGUAUUGCGCUGCUGUCCAUCACCCAUCGGCCUUCCCUGUGGAAGUACCACACACACCUGCUGCAGUUUGAUGGGGAGGGAGGCUGGAAGUUUGAGAAGCUGGACUCAGCUACCCGUCUGAGCCUGACUGAGGAGAAGCAGCGGCUGGAGCAGCAGCUGGCUGGCAUCCCCAAGAUGCAGCAUCGCCUUCAGGAGCUCCGACAGAUCCUGGGCGAGGCUGCGGCCCCACAGCCCAUGGCAGCCAGCCUCCCAGGCCCAGGUGUUCCCACCUGACCGGGUACCAAGUCCCCAGCCUCCCACUCCCCAGGCUCUCGGAUCACAUGAAGGAAGCUGCAGCUCCCACCCUGCCCUGCAUGCCUUUCCCCUCCCAAGCCUCCUGGCCACCUGCCUGCCUUCCCCCUGAAGACCUCACCCU